Molecule: messenger RNA, 2609 nt
Organism: Orcinus orca (killer whale)
Lineage: Eukaryota; Metazoa; Chordata; Mammalia; Artiodactyla; Delphinidae
Product: zinc finger matrin-type protein 2-like
Exons: 2
Coding region: 1724-2323 (199 amino acids)
Biological process (GO): mRNA splicing, via spliceosome
Cellular component (GO): spliceosomal complex; U4/U6 x U5 tri-snRNP complex
Molecular function (GO): zinc ion binding; nucleic acid binding
Source: RefSeq, a predicted model, not a curated record
GGGAGACAGGCAGGGCGGGAGCUCCUCGGCGGGCCUCAUGAAUAUGCAUCACCUGCAUGACGGCAUUCCAGGCGGAAGAGGGGAGAGCAGGAGGGCGGCGGUGAGGCGGGGCUUCAGGGUAAACAAACGGGACGGCGUACGAGGGCGGGGCUGGGGGGGAGCAGUUUCCCAGGAGGUUCCGGCGCGAGUCUCAGAGAGGGGGAGGCAGAGACUACAGAUGAGCGCGGUGCACCUUGGGAGUUGUAGUUCCAGUGCGCGGACGGGCAUGUCCGAAGGAAACGUGGUGAACUACAAGCCCCAGAGAUCCUUAAACUAUGCCCCUCCUUUCAGCCAGCCGUGUGCCCUGGACAGUGGGUAUUCUGCCCUCUGCUGUUGAACUCCGUGCCCGGGAAUGUUCUUGUUCAUUAUUUUGUACUUAGCCCGCCCACUCCCGCUUCCCAGAAGACUUUCGUUUUCCCGGCUAAUUGAAAGAGAGGGCUUUGAAGGGACUCUAAACGGUACAAAGGUCCCCAGCCUUUGGUCUUCACCUCCACCACCCAUUGAACGUACUUAGUGGAAAUCGUGCAGCCCCGACCCGAUCCUCCAGUUCCUACAUCUGAGAAGGAAAAAGGCAAAGGGCUGAGAUCUCAUUUUUCCCUGUUGGUCUGAAGGUUUGAAGUAACUUAAUGACACAGAAAGCGAUGGAAAGUAGAGGAAACGUUGGAAGGGAGACACGGUGGGAUAUGAGAUGGGCUGGUCCUGUAUGUUCUCUCUUAACGCCUUCCCUUGUUUCUUCUUCCAACAUUCAGAAAAAGUUAUACUCUACGGCUACAAUGUUAUUCGUGGUCUGAAAAGUUGCACUUUCUUGUCAGUUGAAACAAUAUUGUAGGCUAGAUUAGAAUAGCAUACUAUUUAAAAGAAUUUAGUAAAUUUUUUAAUUUAAUUACUAUUCCCCCACAUUGUUUUAGAAAUCUGGAUUUUCACAUUUGAGACUUUUUCAACUUCAUACUACCCAGGGCCUGCCUUAACUUCAACAAAGUUACUAAACUUGAGGGUGAAUUGGGGGUGAGGGGUUUGAGGAAAGAAGAAGGAGAGAGAAACAGAGAAACUGGAACUUGUACCUGAAAUAACAGAAACUAGUAAGGGCAGGGAAAGUUGUACUUGGGUUAUCUACACAGUUUCAUUGAAGAGGAAUGGAGGAAGUUACAGGACCAAAAAAUAUAUAUUUAUCUUGAUUCUUGAAAUUCCUGAAAAUGAUUUUUUAUAUUUUUCUUUUGAAGUAUUACCUCUUGGUCUCAUGAAACAAAUGUUUAUUCCAUUUCAAUUCAAUCAACAGCACAGAGUUACAUUUUUAAAAUUAGGAAGAAUGCAAGUUCUCCCAAGAGACAUAAGAUAGUCAAGUCAAUUAAUUUAACAAAUAAUUAUAAACAUAUUAUAUGCCAGGUACUCUGUUACAGUAAUUGAAUAAAUCAGACACUGUCCUUGCCUUCACAGAGCUUAUAGAUUAGCAAGAAAGAGGUUCAACAAGUGAGAGGGAUGUGGACGAGGGGAGAAUACUGGGUGCCAUGGAGGAAGCAAAAAUAAAACAAGAGAACUGACCUAGUCUAGGGAGUCCAACAAUAGAGACCUCACUUUGGAUGAAAUUUUCUGGAACAAAUGAAGCUGAGUACUUGCUGAAGGCUAAGUCUCUGAAAGAAAGUAAAGAGGCAGAGAAAGAGAAAUAUAGAUUCACUUCGCAGUGAAGAUGGCAUCGGGCAGUGGGACAAAAAACUUGGACUUUCGCCGAAAGUGGGACAAAGAUGAAUAUGAGAAGCUCGCCGAGAAGAGGCUCACGAAAGAGAGAGAAAAGAAGGAUGGAAAACCAGUGCAGCCAGUCACGCGAGAGCUUCUCUGGCAUCGGGACUCCAAGGUGGACCUGGAAUCCAAACUUGGGAAGGCAAUCGUCAUUACCAAGACCACCCCACAGUCUGAGAUCGGAGGAUACUAUUGCAAUGUCUGUGACUGUGUGGUGAAAGACUCCAUCAACUUCCUGGAUCACAGUAAUGGAAAGAAACAUCAGCGAAACCUGGGCAUGUCUAUGCGUGUGGAAUGUUCCACUUUGGAUCAGGUGAAGAAACGUUUUGAAGUCAACAAGAAGGAGAUGGAAGAGAAGCAGAAGGAUUAUGACUUUGAGGAAAGGAUGAAGGAACUCAGAGAAGAGGAGGAAAAGGCCAAAGCCUACAAGAAAGAGAAACAGAAGGAGAAGAAAAGGAGGGCGGAGGAGGACUUGACAUUGGAGGAGGAAGGUGAGAUGACAGCUGUGAUGGGCUUCUCUGGCUUUGGUUCCACCAAGAAGAGUUACUGAGGCUUUCUAUGCUUGGCUUUUUGCCAGGCCUAACUUUGUGUGUGUGGGCUUCAUCUUUUGGGAGGUACUGGGGAAAGUCCUUAAGAGUGGCAGCGGGGAGGGCUAGAGGGUGGGUGUUUGUGGUUUCCCUCUACCUUGGGAGAGAGCACAGGAUGCAACGGAGUGUGCUGUGGCAUGUUCCUUCAGCCUCAGUAUUUCACUGGAGACAGAGGACCUCUGAUCAUCUGAGUUCCCAAUAAAGAAAAACCACCUCUUCUGAGGCUGCUUUCCCGAAAAAAAAAAAGAA